UUUGGUACUUCCACAUACAAUUGGAACAUUUGACAAACACCUGUGCUCUACAGAGGAAUUGGUAAACAAUAUGGUGUAGACACAGUUAGAAUGGCUAGAAUUAGGUCAUAUCUUUAAAUGUUCCAUAUUGGUUCAUCAGGAAAAACUAUAACAAGGAACGUAUAAUAGGCGUUAGUCUGACAAGCAAUAAGCAUUAUAAUUAAUCACAGUUCAGAAAUGAUGAUUUAUUUUCCUCAACAGAUUUUUUAAUGCGGCACGAAGUUGAGCUAUGGUAGUGACUGGAAAAGUGUGCCAGGAUAUCAUAACUCUUUCCCUAAUAAAUAUAAAUUCUGGUUUAUGAAAGUAUUUUUGUUAUUGAUAGAAGAGAAAAAACAACAUGUGCCGGAAAACAAAAUUUGAGUCCCUCGUACAAACCAUACCUCGUGCUGGUAGGUCCCGUAAGAAAUACUAAAAUCUGUUCCUGUAGCCACAUCUUGAGUAAAUUAUGCAGAGCUUUUUAUUACUAAAACAAUACUCCUCUAAGUGUACCUUCUGUGAAAGAAACGUCUGACAAAUUUCUGCACUUAAAGGUUUUAAAGUAUUUCAGCUACUGUUGAAAAGCAUGCUUUUUGAAGUUCGAAACAGGUAAGGCUGUUCGUUCGUAAGUUUUGUUUGUGAUGGUUAAAAGCGAAACAUGUACUCGGAGGGAAACAAGGUGUCGACAUAAGUCUGUGUACUUCUAGUCUAACUUAUUUUUGUCGUUUGAUUAUAGAAUCCGUUUGAGUACAUGGUUCAGAAAUUAAGAUAAACUAGAAGAAGGUAAGAGGGGCAUAUCAAGAACAGGCAUGACGCAAGGAUACUUUUCGCUUAGUAUUCCGGUGAUAACGAUUAAUAUGUUGGGUUAGCAAGUACACGGUAUACCUAGUGAGUAAAAUAGCUUAUAGAAGCAAAUUUUAAUACCGGUAUAUGGAUAUAGCGGAAACGUAUUAUCAAACCAGUGACAAUACAUCCUGCAAGAAUUAAAUACGUAAAGCGCGGAUCUAACUUUAUUUUGGACACCCCUCACAAUAUAUGCAUUCGUAUCAAAACUAAGAUGGAUUUUUAUUGAAUGUGUCAGCAAGUAAUAUAUGCUACGAAAUAUACGAUAUCUCUUCAUGUGUGCAACCGUCUCACUGAUUUAGAUUUCGCAUUCAAUGCAUGUGACGUUAAGAAUUUCAAAGAUUCUGAGUAGCUUUUUUAUGUUUAUAUAUAUAUAUAUAUAUGUAGCAUUUAAUCAAAGUAGCAGUUAGCACGACUGCUAGAUUGGAGAAGGCUUUCAGUAAGAGCAGCCCGCAUACAUGAGUUGCUAUUGCCUCUGCAGAAUCACUGAGAUAAUGCUUUAUCAGUGACAAACGUAAGCGAUCUAACUGAGCGAGUGUCCCACUUAGCUUGUAGUUUCUCCUAAUGCCAAGCCAUUCGUCAUCGGAAAAGUGGGAUCGUUUCAUCUGUUCAUCAGUCGUUUUGUUUAGUAGUUAAAUGGCGUCUACUGAAGAUAUAGUACUAACGUAUUUGCUGGAUCAAAAUCGGCCCUAUAGCAUGAAUGAUAUUUUACAGAACCUACGUCAGGCGGUUGGGAAAGCAGCCUUACUUCGUGACCUAAACGCGUUAGUUGAAAGUGACCUUAUUAUAGAAAAGACCUAUGGAAAACAGAAGAUUUAUUAUGCCAACCAAGAGAAGCUUGCAGAUGCAACACCGGAGCAGCUAGCUGAAAUGGAAAUCCAAUGUAUCAAUCAGGAGAGCCUUUAUAAAGCAUUUUUACAGGAAAAGCAGCAAGAAACACUUGAACUUCAGGCUCGGAUAAAAGUACUGCAAAAACAGUUCUCAACAAAAGAAUGCUUAGACCGCACCGAGGCGCUUCUUCGCGAAAACGAACAACUUCAGCGCAAGAUUCAGAAACUGCAAAUUAACGGUGCAGAGAAUAAUAACCAACAACACCGACUGCAGCUCGAAGAAUCAAGAAGACGAGGUGUAAUGGAACUACAAAGACGGCGUAAAAUUGCCGAAAAUAUUAUAAACCGCGUACUCGACAGCGGUUACCCUGAAACCAUGAAAGAGCUAACGGAAGAGCUUGGAUUAGAGAUCGAUUCGCCAGCGAAAUUUUCAUGAGUCCAAAUAGAGCCGCAAAAACGAAAAACGCAUUCACAGAAGAAUAUCAUCUAAGCAAAUAAUGCAAAUUCAAAAAAACUUAGGGAGGCAUAACAUUUAAUUAUAACAUAAACAUAAGCAAGUUCAUUGAAAUUUCUAUAUAGAUUAGUUAAUUAGACUAGCUAAAACAAGCCAGUGGAAGAUUGAAGCCAACGGAGUUUUGUCAAAUUUUAUAGGAUUUACAGAUUCCUUAUAAUAAUUGAGUAUUGUUUACUUAUGAAGCGAUCAAAUAUCAAUCAUCUCAAAAAUGGACUUGACACAUUUUCUAAUAUGGCAUAUUUCUUUAUAAUUGAGGUAAAAUAAAGUGAAAAUGAA
Messenger RNA from Varroa destructor (honeybee mite), 2478 nucleotides. RefSeq names its product homologous-pairing protein 2 homolog. Gene Ontology annotation, biological process: homologous chromosome pairing at meiosis; meiotic joint molecule formation; meiotic strand invasion involved in reciprocal meiotic recombination. The record is from RefSeq and is a predicted model, not a curated record. Gene Ontology annotation, molecular function: recombinase activator activity; double-stranded DNA binding. Gene Ontology annotation, cellular component: condensed nuclear chromosome; DNA recombinase auxiliary factor complex. Lineage: Eukaryota; Metazoa; Arthropoda; Arachnida; Mesostigmata; Varroidae.